UUUUACGAACAUAAAAAGAUCAAAAAAUAACCUUUAUAAAUAUAUUUUCACAGUGUUUAAUGAAAUCUUAGUAUAAAAUGAUGGACAUUUUAAACAUGUAUUAAAAUAAAAUGAUACAAUAAAUUAUAUUGUACAAGAAAAUUCAAUGUUUUCAGAAUGAUACCAUAUGAUGUCGGUCGUGGCAAUAUUCGUCGUCAUUUCAUGUUCUACAAUGACUAGGCAAAUUGAUCGAGAAACCACAGGUUUAGAGAAACGUAUUAUUUCUUUUACUAUUCACAUUGGAACGUGAAAAUUUGAACGUUUCAAAUGGCUAUGGAUGGAAAACGAUCUAUAAAGAUGGUACGUCGGCAACUAUCACACGAUCCCCUUUCACCUGGUCCAUGUUUGGAUAUUAGUGAUGAUGAACUUGUUACGAUAUCUGUUAGAGAUUUGAAUAGACAGUUGAAACUGCGUGGAUUGUCUAGAGAAGAGAUAGUACGAAUGAAGCAGAGGAGAAGAACUUUAAAAAAUAGAGGUUAUGCAGCUAGUUGUCGUAUUAAACGUAUAGAGCAAAAAGAUGAGCUUGAAUCAGAAAAAACUCAGGAAUAUCGUGACAUGGAAGCAAUGCAGGAGGACAAUAAUCGCAUGAAAGAAGAAAUAGAAUCUUGGCAUUCAAAGUAUCUAGCACUAAAAAAGUUCGCUAUCGAAAAGAAAAUUCCUAUUCCAUCUGAAUUAGAAAUGAUAUAAAUCGUAAACGGACAAUUUUGAAAUGUUUAUGCGGCUGUUAUAAUAAAGAC
Messenger RNA from Polistes dominula (European paper wasp), 776 nucleotides. RefSeq names its product MAF bZIP transcription factor K (gene maf-S). Gene Ontology annotation, cellular component: nucleus. Gene Ontology annotation, biological process: regulation of transcription by RNA polymerase II. Lineage: Eukaryota; Metazoa; Arthropoda; Insecta; Hymenoptera; Vespidae. Gene Ontology annotation, molecular function: RNA polymerase II cis-regulatory region sequence-specific DNA binding; DNA-binding transcription factor activity, RNA polymerase II-specific. The record is from RefSeq and is a predicted model, not a curated record.